AAAAACCAUACCUAUGCUUAUUUGCUCAAAGAGACAUUCAGACAGGAGAGGAGCUUCUUUAUGACUAUAGUGUGUCUGAUCUACCAUGGAAGAGUCCAUGUCAACUGCUGACAGUGAAGAGCCAGGCAGUCUGACCCAUGAUAGGAGGGAGCCAAGUGAAGAGCCAGCCAGUCUGACCCAUGAUAGGAGGGAGCCAAGUGAAGAGCCAGCCAGUCUGACCCAUGAGUCCAUGUCAACUGCUGACAGUGAAGAGCCAGGCAGUCUGACCCAUGAUAGGAGGGAGCCAAGUGAAGAGCCAGCCAGUCUGACCCAUGAUAGAAGGGAGCCAAGUGAAGAGCCAGCCAGUCUGACCCAUGAGUCCAUGUCAACUGCUGACAGUGAAGAGCAGGGCAGUGUGACCCAUGAUAGGAGGGAGCCAAGUGAAGAGCCAGCCAGUCUGAGCCAUGAUAGAAGGGAGCCAAUCUCAAGGAUUGAGGCAAUAUUACAGAGUCAGAGCCUCUCAUGA
This is a messenger RNA of Dreissena polymorpha, 505 nucleotides long. RefSeq names its product zonadhesin-like. Bases 86 to 505 code for a protein of 139 amino acids. The record is from RefSeq and is a predicted model, not a curated record. The transcript is spliced from 5 exons. NCBI's taxonomy places the organism in Eukaryota, Metazoa, Mollusca, Bivalvia, Myida, Dreissenidae.